AUGGACGCUGAGUUUCUCCGGCUGCUGGACUCGAUCCGAGGAGGGGAAAAGAUCCACACAUUCAGGUUCCUGGGAGUCCAUAUCUCUGAUGACCUCUCUUGGACAGACAACAUCACGGCUGUCAUAAAGAAGGCUCAGCAGCAGCUACACUUCCUGAGAGUCCUCAGGAAGAACAACCUGGACAGGAAGCUGCUGCUGGCCUUCUACAGCUCAUCCAUAGAGAACCUGCUGACGUUCUGUGUUUCCACCUGGUACAGGAAGCUGCUGUUGACCUUCUACAGCUCAUCCACAGAGAACCUGCUGACGUUCUGUGUUUCCACCUGGUACAGGAAGCUGCUGUUGACCUUCUACAGCUCAUCCACAGAGAACCUGCUGACGUUCUGUGUUUCCACCUGGUACAGGAAGCUGCUGCUGACCUUCUACAGCUCAUCCAUAGAGAACCUGCUGACGUUCUGUGUUUCCACCUGGUACAGGAAGCUGCUGUUGACCUUCUACAGCUCAUCCACAGAGAACCUGCUGACGUUCUGUGUUUCCACCUGGUACAGGAAGCUGCUGCUGACCUUCUACAGCUCAUCCACAGAGAACCUGCUGACGUUCUGUGUUUCCACCUGGUACAGGAGCUGCACUGAGGCAGACAGAGCGAGGCUUCAGAGGAUUGUUGGCUGUCCUCUCCCCUCCCUCAUGGACAUCUACUCCACCCGGUGCCUCAGCAGAGCUCAGAACAUCAUCGAGGACAGUUCACAUCCAGGUAAAUAGAGAGGAAGACAGGGAAGACCUGCAGUAGAGGGCCCUGAGCUGGAAUUGAACCUACACCUCAGACGCAGCCCUGUUUACGAGUCACCCUCUCAACCAGUUGAGAUACCUGGACACCUUUUUUCCACUUGUU
Molecule: messenger RNA, 886 nt
Organism: Amphiprion ocellaris (clown anemonefish)
Lineage: Eukaryota; Metazoa; Chordata; Actinopteri; Pomacentridae
Exons: 3
Coding region: 1-756 (251 amino acids)
Molecular function (GO): methyltransferase activity; 2-oxoglutarate-dependent dioxygenase activity
Source: RefSeq, a predicted model, not a curated record